This is a messenger RNA of Lingula anatina, 6679 nucleotides long. RefSeq names its product unconventional myosin-Ib. The record is from RefSeq and is a predicted model, not a curated record. Gene Ontology annotation, molecular function: microfilament motor activity; ATP binding; actin filament binding. Lineage: Eukaryota; Metazoa; Brachiopoda; Lingulata; Lingulida; Lingulidae. Gene Ontology annotation, cellular component: myosin complex; plasma membrane; actin cytoskeleton. Gene Ontology annotation, biological process: actin filament-based movement; actin filament organization; endocytosis.
GUGUUCGGUAGCCACCCAUCAUGGCCGGUGAAUGAAUCGGCGACGGUAUCCACCUGCAGAAAACCUUCAGUCCACGUGUGUCCAGACCCAGAGAUCAAUUUGACCUGUUUAAGUAUAUUUGUAGGAUCAAACAUGAGGUGACGGGAUUUCAACAAGAGCAGUUGUGAUUGGUGUACGUUCCAUGAGAAGAAAACAAGAUGGCGUUGCACAAGCUGGAACUAUUUGAAAAUAAUAUAGGUGUCAGCGAUGCUGUGCUGCUAGAACCAAUAGAAGAAGAGGGAUUUAUAGAAAACUUGAAAAAGAGGUUUCACCACGAGCAGAUUUAUACCUACAUCGGGACAGUAGUCGUGUCAGUGAACCCGUACAGAAAACUCCCGCUGUACACAGAUGAUGUCAUAUUUGAAUACAAGAGUAGAAACAUAUACGAACUCCCGCCACAUGUUUACGCCAUAGCAGACGACGCGUACAGGUCCAUGAGAGAUAAAAACCUGGACCAAUGUAUCAUAAUAUCUGGAGAGAGUGGGGCUGGAAAGACAGAGGCCAGCAAGGUGAUUAUGCAGUAUGUGGCUGCAGUGUCAGGCAAGGGACAGGAUAUAGACAAAGUAAAGGAACAACUUCUACAGUCAAAUCCUGUCUUAGAAGCAUUUGGAAAUGCCAAGACAAACAAGAAUGACAAUUCUUCAAGAUUUGGCAAAUAUAUGGACAUAGAAUUUGAUUACAAAGGGGACCCCAUUGGAGGCUUGAUCACAAAUUACCUUCAUGAAAAGUCUCGUGUUGCAGUCCAUGCAGAUGGGGAAAGAAGCUUUCACAUUUUCUACCAACUCUUGAUUGGAGCUGACAACAAUUUGUUACAGUCUCUAAAGUUGAGGAAGAACUAUGAAAGUUACAACUUUCUGAAGCACAGUGGAUCCAUUGAGGUGGAUACCAUUGAUGACAAACAGGACUUUCAAGUCACCAAGAGGGCCAUGGAGGUGAUAGGCUUCAGUCCUGAGGAAGUCCGCGGCGUGUUUGAACUGGUGGCAAGUGUACUUAAACUGGGCAACGUAGAGUUUGUUGGCCAGAGCAAUAUGGACGGCACGGACGGCUGUCAGUUGAAAGAGUCCUACGAGGUUGAAGAAAUCUGUGAUCUCUUGAAGUGUCAGUACGAGGUGCUACAAGCAGCGUUGACGGAGAAAACGGUGGAAACGAGAGGUGACAAGGUCAAAGUUGGACUGAGCGGGGCAGGGGCUGCAUAUGCUCGCGAUGCCCUAGCUAAGGCCAUGUACAGCAGGUUAUUCUCAUGGCUGGUACGCAAGAUCAACGACAGUAUCCAGAAAACUAUUAUGGUGCGUACACCAGGCAAGAAGAAAGUCAUGGGAGUUCUGGAUAUAUAUGGCUUUGAAAUAUUUGAAAGCAAUAGCUUUGAGCAGUUCAUUAUCAACUAUUGCAAUGAGAAACUACAGCAGAUCUUUAUAGAGCUCACACUGAAGGAGGAACAGGAGGAGUAUAUCAGAGAGGGGAUAGAGUGGAUCCACGUUGACUACUUUGAUAAUUCUGUGAUCUGUGACCUCAUUGAGAAGAGUAACGUUGGAAUAUUGGCAAUGCUGGAUGAAGAAUGUUUGCGACCAGGCAACGUCACGGACACCACGUUCUUGAACAAGCUAAACCAGACGUGCUGUGAGCACCCGCACUUUGAAAGUCGAGGCACGAAGAAGGCGCGCUCUGACAAGAGUCUACCGCAUGACUCAUUUAGGUUGAGACACUACGCAGGAGAGGUUGUGUACAAAGUGGAUGGUUUCCUGGAGAAAAACAAUGAUCUGUUGUUCAGAGAUUUAUCCCAGGCUAUGUACCAGUGUCAGCACUCUCUCUGCAAGGAUUUGUUUCCAGAAGGUGAUCCUGACAAGAUAUCUUUGAAGCGCCCCCCGACAGCUGGAUCCCAGUUUAAAGUGUCUGUGGCUGAGCUGAUGAAAAAUUUGCUCUCCAAGAAUCCAAAUUAUAUUCGCUGUAUCAAGCCCAAUGAACAGAAGAGGGCGCGUGUGUUUGAGGAACACUUAGUGAGACACCAGGUCAGGUAUCUGGGGUUGAUGGAAAAUGUCCGAGUAAGACGUGCAGGCUAUGCCUUCAGACAGCUUUACCCUCAGUUUGUAUAUCGCUACAAGAUGCUCUCCGCCGCAACAUGGCCCAACUGGUAUGGCGUCCCAAAAGAUGGAGUCAAGGAAAUCCUGAUCGCCCAAGACAUCUCCAGUGAUGAAUAUACCUUUGGCAAGACAAAACUGUUUGUGAGGAAUCCACGCACGCUAUUUGACCUUGAGGAGAGGCGGCGUGACAGGAUGCACUACCUGGCCACGGUAGUACAGAAGAUCUACCGAGGAUGGCACCAGAAGGAACUGUUCCAGAAGAUGAAGAGGAGCGAAAUCCUAAUAGCAAGUCAAUGGAGGGGAUAUAGGGAAAGGCAGAACUAUCUGCGGACAAGAAAGGCAAUCAUUACGAUGCAGUCGUACCAGAGAGGCUGGAAGGCUAGGCAAUUGGCCAAGAAAAUCCGUCGCGCAAAGUUAUGUCUGUGGGCCGUAGGUGUCAUAAGGAAAUACUUCCAAGGUUGGCAGGUACGGAGAGAGUACCGACGAAAGUUCCGCUCUCAUGCUGUCCCUAUUAUGAUCCGUUUUCUGCAAGUGUCACUGAAAAGGAAAUUUCUUCUUGACUUGUCCAAAAAGUUGCCUAGCCUGUCCCCCAUAGAUCAGAAGUGGCCUGAAUGCUCUAUGCUGCACAAAGAGGCCUCGGAGGAAAUACGGAAAAUACACCAUAGGUGGCGGUGUAAUAAAUACAGAGCAAAGUUCGAUGAUGCUGCCAAGUCCAAAAUGAGGGAGAAAGUGACAGCAAGUAAUAUUUUUAAAGGAAAGAAGGUCAAUUACCCAGAGAGUGUUGCUCACCCAUAUAAUGGAGACUACAUAAAAAUAAGAUACAAUACAAAAUGGCAGAAAGUGGCAUCACAGACAGGAGAUACGCAGGUGGUCUUUGCCGAUCAAGUCAGCAAAAUACACAGGUCAAAUGGAAAGAUGGCCAGUAAACUUCUGGUGGUCAGUACCAGUGCCUUACUAGUAGUGGAUCAGCGCUCUCUAGCAGUCAAAUAUAGAAUUCCUGUCAACAUGAUUGAAAAACUUUCCCUUAGUCCCUUCUCCGACACUCUGGUUGUUGUUCACGUCAAGAAGCAUGAAAAUGGAAAUAAAGAUGUAAAGAAAGGAGAUUUCAUCUUCAGUGUGGAUCAUGUCAUUGAACUGGUGGCCAAGUUAUACCUUGUGAUUCACAACAGCUCUGGGGCCACGCCGGAUGUGAUCAUCUCUCCAAGCUUCCAAGCAGAAUUAAGUGGGAAGUCUACGCAAAUGGCCUUCAAAGAAGCUAAUUCCGGAAACAACAUGGGAGGGGUGAAAAUUAGCAAGAAAAAUAACAGUUUUGAAAUCUUAGAAACUUAAUCUAGAUGCGAUGUCAAGUUCAUAAACUUAGCAAAGACAGAACUGGGUCAGUGUCCACAAGGAAAAUAUAAUGAAUUGGCUGGGCUUAGCCUUGUAAAUUCAGAUAGCCCACUACUUGAGGUGAACAGAGAUGGACUAGGCCUUCUUAAUUCAGAUAGACUACUACUUGAGGUGAACAGAGAUGGGAUUAGCUGCCCAAAUUUGGUUAGACCACUUCAUGAAGGGGACUAAGUAAGCAAUUAUAGCAGUGCGGGACUGUUUUAAAAUGAAUACGCCACUGAAGGUGACUUGAUUUAUCAGAGGUGACUAGAAUCAUUACUGUAGAAAUAUGAGUCAAAACAAUUAAGGUUUGGUGUGAGAGUUGAGUUUUUAGACUAAAAGAAGAAGGAACCUUGUAAGUGACCUUAAGAUUUUCUGUGAACCAUAAUUCUGUUAUAGAUGAUACUUAUAAACACAAGCUGAAUAUAAUUAUCAUACCAUUAGCUUAUAACAACUCACCUCCGUCUGAUGAAGACCUACGUCCAGGUUGACCGCAAGCUAACCGUGUGAAAUUAAUUUCAGCUUGUGCUAAAUAUCAUAUAUGAUCCAACAACCAAGGUAAGAAUGUUUUUGUUCAUAACUGAUUUGGUUUGAUGUUUUAGUUUCAAUAGUUACAUAGUUAAAAUUUUCAUAUGCGUCAUUCAUUCUGAUACGGUAUUUUACCAUUUCAAGAUUUAUCAUUUUUAUUGACUCACCAACAUAUACUCGGUGGUAUUCAACCAACUCACUUUGCAGAAUUUCUGAAUCCACUUUCAUGUUCUCCUAACUAAAUGUUAUUUUAGGGGAAUAUUAGUAUUCUUGCACUGAAGAAACUAAAAAAGUUACAGCAAAGGGUCAAAGCUGUCAGACUUAAUAUUCUCCUCUGGUUUCAAAUUUUGAAGUAGUUUCAGAUUUUGGAUAGUUUGGGCAAAGUUUUGAGGGAGUUUCACCUAGUUUGAAAAUAUAUUCAGGCACUGGUUUGGAUUUUGAACUGUAAAAUUAUUGUCUAUUUUAGUGCAAGAAAUGUGUUAUAUAAACCCUUUCCAUCUAAACUGUCAUACAGCUACACUUAUUCUUUAUUCCAUAUAAGUUUUAACUCUGAGAUAUAAUCUGUUUUUGAGUAUUUUGCUUUUCAUCAUUUGUUUGUAAUUGUGAUACAGAACAUUACUGGUACAACUACUUCAACUCGGGACUUGGGACAAAACGUCCCAGCUAAAUCUCAAAACGUUUACUACGAAAAUAAACAUUGAAUGUUAGCCAUUCCAUAUAAGUAAUUCUACAGACAGCAGCGUCAACGAGAAAAGAAAUGUUUCUAGUAGUGACCACCGUAAGAUUCCUCAGAAAUGUGGCCUUUGAGCUUUCCUGCAGGUCAGUUCAUGGACAAUUUAGACAUACAAUCUGACCUCAUGCUUCCAUAUAUUUAUGGACAUUGUUUAAGUUAUGAUAGAUAGUUUAUAAAUUUCUAAUUUAUUCUUAUGGGUUUGACCUCAAAAAAUCCACUCUGUCACAGUCUAGGCCACCUGAAAAUCAAGAAAGCAUCACCUGUCAGUACCCUCUUUUAGAAUAUAGAUGUCAGCACGCAACAAGAUAAGCCAUACAAGAUGUACCAUUCUGAAAUUAAUAUUAAUAAGCAUGGCUAGUUAUUAAGAUAGUUUUAGUUUUCAGACAUUCAUCAGUGAUCACCAUGAUGCUAAAUAUUGAUUGUUCUGAUAAUUAUAAGUAGACCACUUAAACAUAAUAUUCUUUAAAAGAAAAUUAGUUGAAUCUGUUAAUAUAUUGUUAAGGAGUAUCUUUAUAUUGUGUUACUUAAAUAUAUAUUAUAUAUAUACUAGCAUAUACGAUACCAGUAGAUGUAGUAUAUGUAGACUUUGUACUAUCUCAACGCACAUUCAUACAGAAGGUCUGGACCAAAUUAAGUGCAUGUACUUAUGUAGCAUUUUACUGUGCUUGAAUCAACUACUUUCACAAAAGAACUUUAGGCUGACUGUUGGGUUUUAUAUAUUUUGACCCAAGUGAAAUUAGUAGAAGUCUAGUUAUAUUAAGUAAUAAGUCCAAUUUAGAGCAACAAAGAAAUGGCAACUGUUUUAGACCAAAAGAUUUGGUCCAAAAGAAUGUUUGUAAAACUGAUCCUUGGUGAGUGUUGUAAAAAAAUUAAGGUAUUUAGAAUUUUUCUCACAGUGAAGUCCAGUCAAUAUUGCAUCAUUUGUGAGCAUAGAAAAUUUACACAAAACAAGCUCAACAAUUUUGGUAUUACUUGCUUUAUAGAGUCAGUUUAGCUGAAGUGUAGUUUUUGGUUUUUGCAGUCUUAUGUAUGUUAUUGAUAUUGUUUUGUAAUAUUAAAACAUAUGCAUGUGCUUUUUAUUUUCAUGUUAAAUUUUUUUAUUCCUGUGUUAUAUUAUUCAAGGCACGUAAAAAGAUUUCAUAAAAGCCAAAUGUUUUGUCAGCUUUCAAACGAUUUUAUUGUUUAAAAAUAUUGCAUAAGAGUGCUUUAAUUUUAUCUUAAAAUGGGUGAUUACUAAUUAUGAAAAAAAUUAAAGCAUUGUGAAAGUAAAAAUUUUAUCUGAUAAAAGACCGUUGGUUUAUAACAUCGCCUGAUGUUGGCUUGGUUGUGCAAGAUGUACAUUGUGCUAGUUGGGAAGUUUAUUUAUUCUGUUAGUUGAGCUUUCUUGUUGAUUAUCAAUAUUAUUAUUUUAUGUGCGUGUCAAUAUAGAAAGUGAGCACAACAUUUAUAAGUAGUUGAUAUAAAUAUACAGACACACAUCGUUUCUCUAACCAAUCUGAGAUUGGGAAAGUCAAGCUUCAGUUAUGUUUGCUGCAUGAAAAAAUAUUUAUUCUUAUUAUACAUCUGUAGGCUUUUUACUUCAUGUGCAGUUGAUAUUGGAUUACAGAACAGUCUUAAUUGGACAUGUUGGUGAGCAAACAUUUGAGUGUAUCAACUUUGUGAAACUUGUUAUUUGUUUGUGAGAUUUAGUUAGAUUAUAUUCCGUCAAAUUCUGAAAUGAAGUAUGAAAACAUGGCACAAUUUUUUCUUUCUUUUUUUAUGCAAAAAUGACAGUAUGCACCACUUGUAGAUGGCACUAUAAGUAAAUUGGUCUUGUAAUUUAUGACAAUGUGUUAAUAUUUAGUCCUAAGACAUCUUUGGUGCUACAGACGAUAUACGACAUAAAAAGUCAACGAAUUAAACGCAAGCUUGUACUUCUAGAGUAUCUUGGUAA